CAAAUGUUUGAAAUAAAAUGCGACUUAUAGAUUACUUUAAGUACUUGUAUGCUAUAAAAAUUCUAAAUGCGUCGAUAUUCUACAUUACCUGCCGAAAGAUGUGCUUUAUAAAUACAAAUUAACUAGAUUGUUAAACAUUCAAUAGCUACAGUUCAGAUUAUUGACAAAUGCAUAACACUUUAUUUUUGUUUUACCUUUCGAGAUACCGGUAGGUGGGAAGGAAACAGUAAAGGAAAUGUUAAAUACAAGUUACAACAAAUAUAACCGUACCGAUGAUUCAAGAUGGGAGUGAACAGAAGCGGAAUAAUAUAUUUUAUUGUAAUAGCAUGUUUGUGUCAGUUAAUAGUUGUUUUGGAAGCGACGGUUUCGUUAACAGCAUAUGGCGACAUUGCUUCGGAUGGACGGCUUAAAUGUAACGGACAAUGUGUGCUCGUCUGUGAAAUCAUACCAACCUCGCUUGCCGUCGUAUGGAAGAUAAACAAGCAUAUUUUUUUUGAAUGUAUACACAAUUCAUGCAUUACUUAUGGAACAAAUUACACAUUUUCAUUUGAUAUUACCCAAGGCAUAUUUAACCUAUCAAUGGAUAAGAUAAUAUAUGCUGACAAUUUAAAACAAUUUAAGUGUGAUGAUGACUCUGAGUUUGCAUCUUUUACUGCAAGAAUUAAAGUGAUACCAGAAGGCAGCGCUACAACAAUCGCGUCGUCAAGUGAUUCAUCGUCAACUACUAUAAAAGUAACGACAGGUUGUCUUUCGCCUAGUACAAGUGUCUCUUUUACAUGGUACUAUUUUAAGGAAGGACAGACACCAAUUUUAUUUGAGAAAAACCUACCAUUAGAAUCGACUGACGAAGACGGCUGUACAAAUGGACAGAAGAGAAACCAACGUCGAGCAACUAGCGAAGAAAUAUCUCCAGGUUUACGAAGGAAAGAAAUAGAUAUUGAAUCUGCAUACGAACAACUGGAUAAAUCAAAAAAUGAGAUUCGUCUGUACACGUCUAUUGAAAAUAUAAGAACGGCUUUCAGCAACAAGGAUUAUGUUAAAUGA
Ruditapes philippinarum (Manila clam) is the source of this 1044-nucleotide messenger RNA. RefSeq lists its product as uncharacterized. Bases 283 to 1044 code for a protein of 253 amino acids. The transcript has 5 exons. The record is from RefSeq and is a predicted model, not a curated record. Lineage: Eukaryota; Metazoa; Mollusca; Bivalvia; Venerida; Veneridae.